AUGUGCCCCGCAGCUGUACGUACGAGUGCUCCGGAAAAGGCAGAGACCACAAAGAAAAACGAAACUGGAGUCGAUUCGUGCUGGCACAUUGCCGCACUGGGAUUCUUUACGGCCUUUCUUGUCACGGUCACGAUGUCCAACUCCACAUUUUUCUAUGUGGGUUUCAUUGAAGAAUUCGACGUCAACCGGGAAAGCGCUGCUUGGCCCAGAAGCGUCCUCACCGCUAUCGGCCAGUUGUCUGGUUUGGCGUUAGCAACUCUACAGCGGCGGUUAUCCCUCUUCACGAUAUUUCUUCUCGGAGGUCUGUUGUCUUGGACCGGAAUCGUAGCAUCCGCCUUUGUGCCGACCAUGGCUUGGAUGACAGCGACACUCGGAGGGAUUCAUGGUCUCGGACUUGGUAUUACCACCAUGACGUUUAGCAUCCUCCUGGCGAUGUAUUUUGACAAGUACAGAGGCCUGGCAUCGGGGCUCAAGUAUGCCGGAUAUUCAUGUGCUGGUCUGGUUUUUCCAAAGUUUCUCGCUUACUUAACGCAGGAAUACGGUUUCCGCGGAAUGAUUCUCAUCUACGGAGGCCUUACGAUGCACGUCUCGGCAAUCGGUCUUUUUGUCAAGGAGCCACCCUGGAUGAGCUUGCAGACAGGCGAAGAAUGCGGGCAAAAUAUAAGUGAGGAACAUUCGGACCAAACGAAGGAUAUGCUGGCUAAUGUAAAACUGCUUGAUAAACCUUCAACGACCAUUGCUGCAAAUCAAAUCAGGGAACUUUCUCCAACGAUGAAGGUAUUACGUAAUCCCAUGAUUUACGUUGUUCUUGCGGUGACAGUGGUGACAGACUUCACGGGGUCUGCAUAUACUUCGACUCUCGCUGACUAUGUGGAAGAUAAAGGCUUCUCUAUUAAGGACGCAGAGUCUUUGGUCAUCUACGGGUCUUUUAGUGAGCUCAUCGGGCGGCUGUUUCCUCCCCUUAUAGCGGACAGGGGAAUCGUCCGACGCUCUACCCUGAUCAUGGCAAGCUUUUUGCUAUGGGGAUGUUCGAUGAUGUUGAUGCCGCAUGCAAAUAUUCACCUACACGUCAUUAUUGUGAUGUUGUGCGCAUACCUCUCUUUCGGAUGCCUGCAAUCUAUGAGAAGCGUCCUCAUCGCGGACUACAUCGGUGUCCAGUGGAUAUCGACAUGCUUCGGGUUGUCAGGAUUGAUCUCGACGCCUCUAAGUUUCGGCAGUCCGUCGAUAAUAGGGUUCUUUCGAGACUUUCAAGGAAGUUACGACGGCCUGUUCAGACUUCUCGGAGGACUUCAUCUGCUUGUUUCUGUCCUUUUCCUCGGUGUUGUCUGUGUUGAAAGAAGGUGGGUUGAGAUGGCCAAUAUUCAACACACAUUUGAAGCCCUCCGUGACAAGGUCUUGGUCGAGCAGUUUCUGCUCACUUGCUCCACCCAGUUGACUAUUUUUCUCCGAGAGAGAGAAUGCCAAAGCUUGCAAGAAGUUGCGUCGAAGGCGGACCUGUUCCUAGAGGCUCAGGCCCAGCCUACUACGAGUAAGUCGAAAAUCGACGAGACGAAUAAGCAGUCUAGUGUGGCGUUAGCAGAUAAGUCUAAAACAGGAGGGGGCAGGAAAGCUUUGCGUUGCUUUUUAUGCAACAAAAUUGGGCACAAGGCGGAAAACUGUCAUGGACGUCCGCCGGCCUCCAAAGGAAUUACUUGCUAG
This is a messenger RNA of Ixodes scapularis (black-legged tick), 1698 nucleotides long. Its product is annotated as monocarboxylate transporter 2-like. Gene Ontology annotation, biological process: transmembrane transport. Lineage: Eukaryota; Metazoa; Arthropoda; Arachnida; Ixodida; Ixodidae. The record is from RefSeq and is a predicted model, not a curated record. Gene Ontology annotation, molecular function: nucleic acid binding; monocarboxylic acid transmembrane transporter activity; zinc ion binding. The transcript is spliced from 5 exons. The coding region runs from base 1 to 1698 and encodes 565 amino acids.